Struthio camelus australis is the source of this 1341-nucleotide messenger RNA. The record is from RefSeq and is a predicted model, not a curated record. NCBI's taxonomy places the organism in Eukaryota, Metazoa, Chordata, Aves, Struthioniformes, Struthionidae.
GCUGAUAAAAGAGAGGAAGGCUUGCUGGCCGACUCCUCUUCCUCUUGCCUGGAGGAUAUUCGCAACACAGUGGGCAACAUCCCCAUGGAGUGGUACCAGGACUUUCCACACAUCGGCUACGACCUGGAGGGCAAGAAGAUCUACAAGCCCAUCCGAAACAAGGAUGAGCUGGACAAGUUCCUGGAGAAGAUGGAGAACCCUGACUACUGGCGAACGGUCCAGGACAAGAUGACCGGUGCAGACAUAAAGCUGACGGACGAACAGGUGGACCUGGUGCAUCGGCUCCAGAAAGGGCAGUUUGGGGACGUCCACUUCGAUCCCUACGAGCCGGCUAUUGACUUCUUCAGCCACGAGGUCAUGAUCCACCCUGUGACAAAUCGCCCAGCAGACAAGCGGAGCUUCAUCCCCUCCCUUAUCGAGAAGGAGAAGGUCUCCAAGCUAGUGCAUGCCAUCAAGAUGGGCUGGAUCAAGCCACGCAAGCCCAAGGAGGACACACCUACCUACUAUGACCUCUGGGCCCACGAGGAUCCCAACUCCAUCUUGGGCCGGCACAAGAUGCAUGUCCCAGCCCCCAAGAUGAAGCUGCCUGGGCAUGAGGAGUCCUACAACCCACCACCCGAGUACCUGCUCAGCGAGGAGGAGACUGGCGCGAUCCUGACGCCACUUCCGAGGGAGGAGUGGGGCUCCGAUGACUGCACAGUGCGCUUCUGGGAGGUGAGCACGGCUCGCUGCAUGAAAACCCUUCCCGUGGCCGGCGUGGUGAAGAGCAUCGCCUGGAACCCCAACCCCACCAUCUGCCUGGUGGCCAUCGCCGUGGAGCAGUCAGUGCUGUUGGUGAACCCCAGUCUCGGGGACAAGCUGCUCUACGGGGCCACCGACCAGCUGCUGGAGUCCUACGUGGCGGAGGAGGAGGAGCGGGUGCAGCCCGUCCAGUGGGUUGUGGCCACCACCGAGGAGCACAGCAAGGGCAUCCGGCUGAUCGUCCAGCAUAGCCGGCCCGUGAAGCAGGUGACCUGGCACGGCAAAGGUGACUACUUCGCCAGCGUCCUGGCUGACAACAGCAACAUGCAAGUGCUGAUUCACCAGACCAGCAAGCGCUGGAGCCAGAACCCCUUCCGCAAGAGCAAGGGGCUAGUGCAGUGCGUGCUCUUCCACCCCAUCCGGCCCUACUUCUUCGUGGCCACUCAGCGCUACGUCCGCGUCUACAACCUCCUCAAGCAGGAGCUCACCAAGAAGCUGAUGACAAACUGCAAGUGGGUGUCCAGCAUGGCCAUCCACCCUGGAGGUGACAACAUUAUCUGCGGCAGCUACGACAGCAAGCUGGCCUGGUUUGACUUGGAC